UUUAGUGGUUGUGGUUAUAGUUGUAUUUUUUGUUGCUUUUGUCUUCUCUGAUUUAUAGUUUUAUUAUUAUUGUUAUUUUUGUUAAUUUUAGCCUUACAAUUAACAAGAAAUCUAGAACUAAUAGUUUUGUACCAUCAAUGUUUACCUCAAUGGUAAAAAUAAUACCUUAUAAUAGUGUUUGUUGAUUUAAAUACUUAUAAAAAUCAUGGAUGUGGAUCUACUACGGCCGGGCACUGUACCUAUAUCCCCUGAUACUAUAUUAUGGUUCGAAUUUCUACUUAACGAAGACCUCCUCAAGAAACAUCUUAGUAAACCCAAUCCAGAACCAUCACCAUGCGAUUUAAUAGAAGAAUUUCUAUCCGUGGACACAGACAAUGGAAAUUCAAAGCCAACAAGUGAGAGAGUGGUGGAUGUAGAUGCACCACCAAGUCCACCCUCUGAGACUACACUGACUCCUUUGCAAUUCAGUCUUAAAGAGCUGGCUCUUAAAAUUCUAGCACUUAAAGUGGCAGCAACUCUUCACUGGAAUUUAGAUGUGUUGGAAGCUAAACUACCUCCUCAAAUCCAGCAACAGUUAAUGCAAGAUCUAGUUUACAUGGCAUCUGAUUCAGCAUUUAUUAUACCACCACAGGAGUUUUCACAGGAUUUAUUGCAUAAACCUCAGGUUCAGUUUGCCUUGACUUUGUACCACAGAUGGAUACUAAGAUUUCCUGUGAAAGCUGCAUUAUAUGCUAAAUCCACAAAAAUGUCCUAUAUGCAUGUGCCCGGUAUACAAGCAGAUAGUGGGUAUACACCAUUAAAUCAAAAUUUUGAAAAAAUCUUAAGAAUGUCAGAGCUAUCUCGAAUGAACAGUAUCAAAUACUUAGAAGAAAUAUUAUCAUACUAUGAACUAACUCCAGAAAGCCGCAGAGAGCCAAAAAAAAUUAAAAUUCCUGUCAUGGAUGCAUUUGUCCACCUUAAUGAGGAUUCCACUGAUAUGAAUCAUGACUGGAAUGCUGGGAAAAUUGUCAUCAAUCAAUAUGAAUUGGCAAUGCAAAUUCACUUUGACCUCUGUUAUAAUUACUUUUUCUAUGGUCAACAUGACAUGGCUGCAAAACACAUACUUGGUUGCAGAGAAAACUCAAAUUUAUUGGAAAGAGAGAUAUCUUUAUAUGGAUAUGGUUCCCACAAGGUUAUGCCGUGGGGAGAUUUCUAUUAUGCAAGUGUUGCCAAGGAAGAUAUAUUAGGCUAUAUCAGAGCCUUAAAUUUAGGCAGCGAAGUACUUAAUGAAGAACCGUCAUUAUUACAAAAAUUGCAAGAAUCCAUUGCCAAUCAUUAUGCUGGACUUAUAGCUGUACUUCAGGCAGAUAAUUUAACAAAAGAGAUUCCCAUGGUGCAUAGGCAAGUGGUGGAAUUGGACAUCCAGGGAUCUGCAUCUAGUGGAGCAUUCACUGUGGCUAGAGAUCUUCUGAAUAGAGUGUCAGCACUCAACGCCGUAAGAUAUGCUCUUGAAGGAGGCUUACCCUCAACUCAUCCUGAUUUCCUUAACAAAUUCAAAACAGUCGGUAUAAAGUUUUUUGAUCUCUUAUUUUGGGCACUCGCGCCAGUGUUGAUGUCUAAAUUAUCUAAUGACGAUUGGGCAAAUUUGAAAAUGUUUUUCCUUCAUUUAGCUACGUCUCAAUGUAGACUCCCAGUAGAAAGAAUAGAUGAAUAUUUAAAGAAACAUGUAGGUGAAUCUGCUGAACGUAUUAGAAAGAAGUUAAUAUCUGAUGAAGAGUUACAGACCAUAAUCAAUGAUCCAAUAAACAGUGACGAUGAGAAUAUGGAAUUACCACGCGAAUUACUCACUGAUGAUUGGGAUACACCAGACUUUGAAAUAAAAACUGUACCUGAAUUAGAAAUGGGGAGAUUAAAGAAGCAACUUAUCGAAGCAUCAACAGCUGACGACGUGCGAAUGUGUUUAGUGAAACUAGCCAAGACUGCACCUUCGUCUCCGUUGUGGAAAUUAAGUCCAUCUUGGAAGCCAGCUGGUAGUUUAGGUAAUGCUUUGACAUCUCUGCCUAGAGGUUUUUUGCAAGAUUUCGGUUAUAUAGUAUCAGGGGCUGCACGAGCUCGUGCUGAAGCAGGAUGCGCCCGUACCGCUUUAUCUUUACUAUCAGUAUUAGAGGGAGAGGUUCGAAACCAACUAGGCGGAGGGACCGACUCCACAUUAUACAAACUAUGCCGCCAAUUGUCUUGGGAAGUGUUAUUGUUGCAAGUAAAUGUAAUGCUCAGCGAAUGGCCACACCACCGCAUCAAUUUGACUGCGCUCGCAAACAAAUGCAAAGCUUGUAUAGCUGCUGCGAACUCCGGCGAUGGAAUCGUCCCAAGACCACAGGUGCUAGAAGCGUGCUGGACUUGCUUAGUGAACGCUUGCGAGUGGGAGGGUGUGGUCGCGACCACCGGUCCCGGAGAGAUCGCCGCCGCUCUGUGUGCCGCAUGCUUUGAGCUACAGAGGGGUAAAGCCACACGAAAAUUCCCAAGACCUCUGUGGGAUAUAGCUUUAUCGGUGUACAGUAAUGGUUCGAGCGGUCCUAUCAAGCGUAACGCGAGCGGUAUGCCUUCACACUCUCGAGAUGCGCCCAACGCGAGCACAGAGGCGCGAAACGCUUUCAACGCGUUCUUGGCUACACUCCGGGAACCGCUUGCUGUCAGUGUGAUGUUCUCCCUCCUGGCGAGGAUACACAACCUUCUCAUAGAUGACAGUUCGCUCGAACUCGUAGUUGAAUACACAUCACUGUGGCCAUCGACCAUAUCGAAUGUCAACAAUUACACUAACAACAUUAAGUACAUUCUUGAAUCUCUCACCGAAUUGUUGGAAAGGAGUUUGAAGUUAUACCCAUAUAAUACAUCGUGGCUGCGGUUAUACGGCGACGUGGAGAUGUGCGGCGGGCGAUGGGGUGCGGCGCUGCGGCGGUACAUGUGCGCGUUAGCUGCCGGCUCGUGGCUGUUCGCCAAGCGCGCGCCCGACGAAGGCAGCGUGGCGCGGCGUGCGGCUCGCUGCUGCCAAGCGCUGGCCGCGCCCACGCAGGCCGCCGCGCUCUGCCAGCUGCCCGACGAGCCCGACUACACCACCGCCUUCAAGUGCCUCGCCGAGAAGACAGGGAAUGCAGCGGAUGCUAUGGACGCGUACUACGGCUGCCUGUGGGACGGUACGCUUUUGGAAGUAUGCGUGGCGUUGCACGCUCGACGCGGGGAAGGAGGGAGGCGGGCGCGCGCGGUCGCCGCCGCCGGCGCUCUCGAACUGAACGCCAACAACAGCGAAGAUAUACAGCGCGAGGCCGCUGCCACGCGUCGCGCCAGGCUGCUGCGGGCACUUACCAACCAGUAUGUCGCGUGAACAUGACCGCUAGCAGCGACCACAUAACCCGCGCCAAGCUGCUGCGAGCGCUUACCAACCGGUACGGCGGAUGAACAUAGACGCUAGCAGCGAGGUUACACCGAAUUACCGUUAUCAGAAUGCUGCAAACACUUAAGAACUAAUGUAGUGUAGCACUACUCCAACAACGACGAUACUGUAGUUCCAUCGUCGUGUAAAGUAUGUAUGUAUGACCACGAGACAGGAUUCAACGAUGAGGACUUAUAAUAACUAUAAUUGUCUUGUAAACUCAACUUAGACAAGUGAAAAUAUAGAAUUAAACACUUCAGAGACUCGAUAUCUGUCUGUAAAUAUAUUGACAUAAAUAAGGUAAAACUAAUUCGUAUGUUAAAGUGUAAAUGUGAUACGUCAUAAAAGACCUAAUGUUAAUUAAAACUAGUUAUCCAAUGGUGUGAGACUACACCUAUAUGUGUGUAAUAUCUAUAAAUAAAUUAUUAUUAAGAUUAUAA
Molecule: messenger RNA, 3846 nt
Organism: Galleria mellonella (greater wax moth)
Lineage: Eukaryota; Metazoa; Arthropoda; Insecta; Lepidoptera; Pyralidae
Gene: IntS8
Product: integrator complex subunit 8
Exons: 9
Coding region: 206-3358 (1050 amino acids)
Biological process (GO): snRNA 3'-end processing
Cellular component (GO): integrator complex
Source: RefSeq, a predicted model, not a curated record